This is a messenger RNA of Drosophila obscura, 1844 nucleotides long. It is a transcript of the gene Ate1, whose product is annotated as arginyl-tRNA--protein transferase 1. Gene Ontology annotation, biological process: protein arginylation. Gene Ontology annotation, cellular component: cytoplasm. NCBI's taxonomy places the organism in Eukaryota, Metazoa, Arthropoda, Insecta, Diptera, Drosophilidae. The transcript is spliced from 9 exons. The record is from RefSeq and is a predicted model, not a curated record. The coding region runs from base 199 to 1644 and encodes 481 amino acids. Gene Ontology annotation, molecular function: arginyl-tRNA--protein transferase activity.
UAUAUCGGGGAAAAUUGUAUGUUCAGAACUGAAGGUCUUAGCUAGCUUGUAAUACUAAGCCGAACACCUAAAUCGAUCAAUAGUUAUUCAUUUCCGAUGUACAAAGGGAAACGAUUAGUGGGAAAAGCUAAAUUCUUUUUUAUUUGUAAGUGCGGAAUGCUGGCUUGCAUUUUGGAUCUGAAUUGAGAAAAACGAGUCAUGAGUGUCAGCAUUGUGCAAUACUUUGGAAGCCAGAGCGGAAAAUGCGGCUACUGCACAGGUACAAACUGCAGCAAAUCCAAUGGUAUGCACGCAUAUCGCUUGGACUGCCAAGACUACCAAGAUCUCAUUGAUCGUGGCUGGCGCAGAUGCGGCAACUACUGCUAUAAGUUAAAGAACAAGGAUACCUGUUGCCCCUGUUACACCAUCAAAUGCGACGCAUUGGAAUUCAAGCUGACGAAGUCCAACAAGCGAAUACUUCGACGUAUGAAUCGAUUUUUGCGUGAUGGUAAACGUGACCCUGUCGAGCAGGCGGUACGCUCAGGAAACGAUGAUGACGUAACUGAGGGUGCGAAUGCCUCUGCCAGUGAGCCGCAGCCUCAGAUGCCAGAUAAGAGUCCAGCUGUAAUCAAUGUGGAACAGGCUAUGUCACUCGCACAGGCUCAAAAGUCAAAAGCAAAGCCGGCCGGGGCUGCACAGUUGACUUUAAACCAUUCACCAUCGCUGGGAUCCAACAAAUCUGCAGCGGCGAUCUCCAAUAAGCCGCGCAAGAAAGCCAAGCAAAUGCGAUUGGAACGCCGGCAGGCCAAAUUGGGCGAUACUAAGGAGCAGCCCUCGCAGAAAGCUGUCACGCAGGAGAAGAGUUUGAGUGACUUUUUAUCGGAGACCAGCGAAACCAACAAACAUCAUCUAAAGAUCGUUUUGGUCGCAUCCUCAGACACACACCGUUCUUGUGCCGAUGCAGUACUUGCGUUGUAUCGAAAAUAUCAAGUAGCCAUUCACAAUGAUAAUCCCGCACGCCUCACCCUAGCUAAUAUGCAGCGGUUUUUGAUCAAGUCACCCCUUAAGAACGAAAAGCCAGACGAUGGACCCGAGAUGGGCUAUGGCUCGUUCCAUCAGCAGUAUUGGCUCGAUGAAAAACUUAUUGCCGUGGGCGUUAUUGAUAUCUUGCCGGGGUCGGUUAGCUCCGUGUACUUCUUCUACGAUCCGGACUACAGUUUUCUCUCGCUGGGAACAUAUGGCUCGCUAAGGGAAAUAGAUUUCGUGCAGACGAUUGCCGCCACUACGCCUGCUUUGAAAUAUUACUAUAUGGGCUUCUACAUACACUCCUGUCCGAAGAUGCGCUACAAAGGAAAGCUGUCUGCCUCAUAUUUGCUGUGCCCAGAGACUUACGCCUGGAUACUGCUCACCGACGUCAUUCGCUCUAAGCUAGAUACAAACAAGUAUCAGCGCCUAAAUGAAGAUGCAGCUGCUAGAGAUGUGAACGAAUUCUUAGUUGAGCAUUUGGAUGAAGUGAUGCUUCUGCUGGAUGCCAAUACAUGCAUGCAGUAUAAGAAUUAUGUGCAGAUAACCGGCACUGAUAGCGAUCGCGUCGAGAUUAUUGAGUACAGCGAGCUGGUGGGAAAAGUUUGUGCGCAUCGCAUGCUUUACGUUAACAUGGCCUGAGACCCACAUAGUUUAAUUACAUUUAUUUGUUAAAUCUGUUUAAAGUUUGAAAUCUAAAUUUAUCAGCCAAAAGUCGUUAAUCGUUUGUCAAGCUAAAGUGUAAUGUAAAUUCUGCUUAACAACUUUCUGAAAUUGUUAAUUAAUAUGUUUUAAGUAAUGCCAAGAUAUAUUUAUAUGAUAAGAAUAAAUAAACAUUGAAU